CACGAACGAAUUUUGACAGCGAACAUGGAUAUCUCCCGUGAAAACAUAAAUAAAUGGCCACCGUUGUUAUUACGUUUUUCCUAAUCACACAAUUUUAUGUUUUUAAGAUGGACGACGAUCCCACGGGGAGACCGAGAAGUAUAUCCCAGCGAGACAAUCGGUGGAGCAUGAACUCUCAACGGCUAGAGGCUAUCGUGGCGGAGCUGAUGAAGCCCAUCAGCGACGUCCGCCGCAGCUUCGACACGGACCUCAGCGCGUUGUUGGAGGAAUACCUGACGGAGGCGGGGCUGCGCGCGCUGGCCGCGGAGGAGGCGGGCGCGGCGGCCGCCAUGCCCAACUUCGCCGAGCUGGCGCUGCUGCUGCAGCAGUCGGCCAGCAUCUACAGCCGCAAGGUGGACUGCCUGUACCAGCACGUGCUCAGCGUCAGCGACUCGCUGCAGCACAGCACGCAAGAAAUCGAGCUCGCCCGCGACGCGGCCGGGGCGGAGGCCGGGCCGGGGGAGGAGGCCGGGCCGGCCGCGACGCCCGGCGCGCGCCGCAAGCGCAAGGCGUCGGCGGCGCCGGACGGCUUCGCGGCGCUGGUGCUGCUGGGCGGCUCGGCGGCGCGCCGGGACGCGUCGCUGCGGCCGCCGCCCACGCUGCCGCGCAUGUUCGCCGAGCUGGCGCCGCGCGCGCUCGCCGACGCCGACGCGCCGCUGUGUGACUACGCGGGCGAGCCCGUGGGGCUGCUGGCCGACUACCACGUGGCGUGGCGCCUGCAGGACGGCUUCCUGGUGGAGGAGCUGCGUUCGGCGCUGAGCGGCGCGUCGCUGCGCCCCGUGCCGCUGGCGGAGCUGUCGGCCGCCAUCGCCGCGGCCGCAAGGUCGCCUAGCCCGCUGGCGCUGCCGCCCGCUGCGUCGCCGCUGCCGCUGGCGCUGCCGCCCGCCGCGUCGCCGCCGGCGCUGCCGCCGCCGCCCGCCGCGUCCACGCCGCUGCCCGACGAGCACAAGCGGGAGCGCAAGCGGCGCAGCGACGCCGGUGCCGACGACGAGCCGGACGGCCCGAUCACGCUCAAGAUCAGUAACGCGCUGCGCCAGCGGCUGCGGCGGGAGCGGGAGUUCGGCGUGCCCGACACGUGGCUGCGGCGCGUGCUGCGCGCGCGGCGCCUGGCCGUGCUGGGCCUGCGCCGCGCGCUGGCGCCCGCCGAGCCCGAGCCCGAGCCCGGUGAGAGCCCGCGCCGCUAUAUCUCGCUGUCGAACGCAUUACUGAUGGGCCAGAGUGGCGAAAUUAUCAACCCUGAGUGGCCAGUGACCUUUUUGCUUGUUCUAGCCUUCCGUGGAUUCGACAUGUCUUUUUCCGUGGAUGUGGGAGGGUUCCGCGGCUGGAGCGCGCCGGAGCGCGCGGCGCGGCGGCCCGACGACAGCGACGACGACGGCUUCUUCGAGCAGAGCUCGCUGGGCGACUCGGACGCGUCGCGCGCCGACGACUGCGCGGCCGGCGCGCCCGAGUGGCAGUCGUGGCGCGCGCGCGUGGUGCGGCGCGCGGCGGCGGGCGAGGCGCGCGCGCGCGACGUGCGCGGCGCGGCGGCGGCGCUGCUGCGCGCGUGCGCCGCGCUGCCGCCCGCGCCGCCCUUCGGCGCGCUGCUGGCGCGCGCGGCCAAGCGCCCCGCCGACGUGUCCGAGCUGCUGCUGGCCACGCUGUUCCUGGCGAACGCGGGCAACGUAGAGAUCAUCCAGGGAGCGCCGCUGUCCCUCGACUCGUUCUCCGUGCGGCUGCUGAGUGACGACCAGCGCCUGUACUGCGCCGCGCUGGCGCCGCCGCCCGACCCGCACGCCGGCCGCCGGGCCCGCGCCGCCGACACCGCCGCCCGACCCGCACGGCUAGCCGGCCGCCGGGCCCGCGCCGCCGACACCGCCGCCCGACCCGCACGGCUAGCCGGCCGCCGGGCCCGCGCCGCCGACACCGCCGCCCGACCCGCACGGCUAGCCGGCCGCCGGGCCCGCGCCGCCGACACCGCCGCCCGACCCGCACGGCUAGCCGGCCGCCGGGCCCGCGCCGCCGACACCGCCGCCCGACCCGCACGGCUAGCCGGCCGCCGGGCCCGCGCCGCCGACACCGCCGCCCGACCCGCACGGCUAGCCGGCCGCCGGGCCCGCGCCGCCGACACCGCCGCCCGACCCGCACGGCUAGCCGGCCGCCGGGCCCGCGCCGCCGACACCGCCGCCCGACCCGCACGGCUAGCCGGCCGCCGGGCCCGCGCCGCCGACACCGCCGCCCGACCCGCACGGCUAGCCGGCCGCCGGGCCCGCGCCGCCGACACCGCCGCCCGACCCGCACGGCUAGCCGGCCGCCGGGCCCGCGCCGCCGACACCGCCGACUGCGCCGACUCCCCCGUAGCGCCACGUCAUGGAAACCGGUGUCCGCUGCUCGCCGCUGCAGAGCUGUGGCUGUGGCGGCCCGGCGCGAGUAGCGGCAGAGACCGAACCGCAACUUGUCAGGACAAAUCCAAUGCCCGAAAAGAGUUCCAUCGACAGAGCCUGGACACCAGCAGAGGCAAUACGUACCAGCACCCGUACGUCCAUGCAAGCGACGAGCAGAAAGCGACGUCAGCGUGCGAUGUAUUCACAUGA
This is a messenger RNA of Pararge aegeria (speckled wood butterfly), 2609 nucleotides long. RefSeq lists its product as uncharacterized. Gene Ontology annotation, biological process: mitotic sister chromatid separation; meiotic chromosome condensation. The coding region runs from base 54 to 2609 and encodes 851 amino acids. The transcript has 10 exons. Gene Ontology annotation, cellular component: condensin complex; nucleus. NCBI's taxonomy places the organism in Eukaryota, Metazoa, Arthropoda, Insecta, Lepidoptera, Nymphalidae. Gene Ontology annotation, molecular function: chromatin binding. The record is from RefSeq and is a predicted model, not a curated record.